Spirodela intermedia is the source of this 7211-nucleotide messenger RNA. NCBI's taxonomy places the organism in Eukaryota, Viridiplantae, Streptophyta, Magnoliopsida, Alismatales, Araceae. The record is from the annotation of a GenBank genome assembly.
AUGAGAUGGGAGAAGGCUCAUAAAGAGGAAAGUCCUAAAUAAUUGGCAAAAGAGGCGAAGGGUAUGGACUAGAGAAGUAGAAAAGAUCUUCAAGAUAAGACGUAAAGGAGGGGAUGCUCUAAAAGGACGUGGCUUGAAGGGAAAUGUAGUACCCCAAGAGAACACAAUUAAUUAGUUGAGGAGAGAACUUGAUUUGGUUUUGGUGGUAUUGCUCUGUAUAUAUAUACAUGUGUGUGUGUGUGUGUAUGUGUGUGUCAAGAGAAAAAUGGAAAACUGCACAGGAAGCUUUCUUUUCUCUCUUAACAACCCUGGUGUUGCUGUUGGUUAGGUUACUGUACUAAGGGACAGACCAUCUCUUUUAUAUGGAGCAUGUCAGUUAGGGCUCAUGAGUCUAGAAAUAAGUGAGUAAGCUGGGCCUUAUUGUUGGGCAGCUGAAUUGUUAUGAUAUGAUCGGAAGCGAUUGAUUUUACUGUUAUUUACAUCCAAUAUCCCUAUGCAUUGCCAUAUACUUCAGAAUGUUUUUUUGUCGUUUAAAGUAAAAAUAAUAAUCUUCUGUGAUCGACCAAAUAACUUGAUGGCAUUGAUGAUUUUCCUUUCAUUUCCGGAUUAUGCAAGAGAAUCGAGUUCGGUGUCGUCCAACGUGCACCAUUUGGUGAUUGACCAAACAAAUAGGCCUAGAUCUAUGGCCCUUAAUGAAUCGAAUGGUCCUUCGAUUUCUGUUAAUUAUAGAAUGUCUGGAAUAUAUUAUUUUAAGUUUAUUGUUAAAAAAAGGAAUUUUUUAUACAAAAGGAUAUCAAAACUGUAAUGUCUUCCAAAGGGAAUUGAAUACGUCUAUAAUGAUUGCGUUGGGAACCUUUUUUUUUAGCUAUCUCUUCUUGAAAAAUAAUUUUGGCAUGUUAUUUGCUCCUGGGAAUGCUGAAAGAUUUUCAUGAUUUCGAGUUUACUGUCAAUAGAGAGGAAUAAUAAGGGACUUUUGUUGUUAAGUAUGCAUAUUUCUUCAUUGCAUGAGUUGAUGCAUGUGGCUUCUGCGAUGUAUGGAGACCAGUGUUAGGACCCUGCUAUGGGAAGUGGGAAAUCCGAAGAUAAAGAAACAAGAUUUAGAUACUGGAGAUAACAGAAGAGAAAAUCUAACAUGAGUCCUGGGCUCUGAAGAACCCUAGAGUUGUGGGAACGUUGGAGAGGCCCCCUGCUCUCCCUCAGCCUCAACCACCUUUGAGUGAUCCUCAAUAACCCCCCUCCCAAUCUCCCCUUCAACCCUAAUACCCCUCACGUCCGUACAUUGUAAGGACUUUUUUACCUUGUCCCUGUAAGUCCCCUCUUCAUUUGAGGUUGGGGCAUUUAAGUCUUCUGCCGUCAGGGUGGGCUCAGCUGUUGGCCCCCUCCUCCUGCACCUUGAGUAAGUUGGGCCUACCAUGGGCCUAACAACCAGACAAAUACUUGAAAGUACUAGUUUGAUGUGGAAAGUAAGAAAGAUGGAGCUGUUAAAUUGCGAUAAGUUUGUGCCUUUAAAUACUAAGAACACUAAUGACAUGCAAGUGAUAGUGAGAUGGUAGCAAUUAUCUUUUUUCCAUUAUUUUUCACCUUUUAUGGAUUGUGUUGGAAUUUGUGAGGACUUGGUCAAGUAUUAUCAACGUAAAAACACAUACUACACUCGUAUACACAUGUACCUGUCUUCAUAUAUGACAAAGAGAUAUUAUAGAAGGUUUGUAUCAGUCUCAUAUAUGUCACCUGUGGCCUUACAAUGACUAGUGCAAGUGGAAGAAAAAUUGUGUGGACUCUAAGGUUGAUGUGUGGUGGGAUUGAGUUAUUCAAGGUACAAUGUUGAAGGUUUUUUUUACUCCUUUUUUUCUUUUGCUGGGCUGGGGGGAUUGGGGCAAGGGUACCUAGGCCCAUAUUUUUUCAUUAGAUGUGUUUUUUGUUCUCGUUUAAACAAGAGGAAUUAAUAGAUAAAGCAGAAAAUCUUCUGUUAUUUGAAAAAUAUGAUGGGUGAUGUGCUUAUAGAUUCUAAUCAAAGAAUAAAGGAGGUAGUAUAUUAGUACGCUUCUCUACAUAAUUUGCAUCUUUAAUCUGUUUUGACUUCAUUGUACUACCGAUUUCUUUCAUUGAUGGUUUUACAAAAUGUAUGCUCUUCAUAAGGAAUUUGAACUAUUAUGAAUAUUUUUAAUUACACUUUUAUAUUAUACAUAGUAUGCCUCCAUUUUCUUAUCUAGGUUCUCUUAGGAACCAUCAUCUUUUUUUAUUUUGAGUUUUAUCAGUAUGUAAGUGUCCAACUACAUGUUUGCAUAAUGAAAUCUUACGUAGAGUAUUGAUUUUUUUUUUGUGCUGUUUUUUGUCUGCCAUAGGGUCACAUAUCAGGCGGGGAUAACCAUCAGAGAGGUUUCUGCCAGACAGAUAAGCAAGGCGAAGGGAGACUGGAAAACAUGAAUGAUGGAAUUGGUUGUGCUGAUAUUGAGCAUCGGUUAAAGCAGAAAACAUUUUCCAGGCAAGAAUUUUUUGUUGACAGUUUUUUUAGGAAUCAUUUGCCCGACUCAAUGACCUAUGCCACUUCUCUGAUGAUCAAUAACUAUGUGUGGUUGUGUUUUUUGGAGAAAUUAUCCGUAAUCCCCGUGACAUGCUGGGGUACUCAUCUGGAAUAUUUGUCAUACUCCAAUAUGGAGUAUCCCAUUUGCAGUUGUUUGCAGAUAGGAUACCCUGAUUUUAUUCACUCCUAUACGGGUCUGGAUCGUUCAGUUGACUCUUUUUCUAUCAAGACAAUAACAUAUAUCAGUUACCUUUAUGCGAAGAUGAAGUCUUUCGUGUUGCUUUGUCUUUUAGCAUGUGCUGAUUUCUAUACAACUAUAGUCUUCCAUACUAGAGAGGUUUUUGAGACCAUACAUGUUGCUUUUGAAGUUGUUUGAAGUCAGUUCUUUACGUCUCCACCAUUCACGUUCUUCAGUCAUUGUUGAUGAAAAAAUUGAUAAUAGUAAAAAUAUAUGACUCCCCCACUCUUUUUUUCUGUGAGCUGUUGGUUGUUACGGUACUUUUCUUGCAUAUCAUUCAGAUAGGUGUGAGAUUGUAUGUGCUAUGGAUAGAUGCAUUUUGGCAUCAGACCUUAUCUGGAAACGCUUAUGACAAUUCAGGAAUGAAUCCAACUGGCUCAUAGAACUAUUACGCUCUAGAACUACCUAUGUUGCUGGGGAUGAUACGUGUGCAGUGAGAUUUAAAGCGCAUAGUUCCAGUAAUGCACGGGAAUGGAAAGAUAUGACGAACUCAGUAGAGGAAAAGCUGCCAAUACAGAUGAACCCUAUAUUUCACAGAGAAAGUGUAAGAGAGCAUUAACUUUCAUCUUAUUUUGGUUGCUCACAAAUUAUAGCAUUAAUUCUCUGAAAUUCUGUCAUAUAUUAAAAUUGAAUAGGUUUUUGAUGAAGUUGGCGUAUCACCUGUUGAAAUUGCAAAAGCUUUUAUGGAGUUCCGCUCAUCAUCAUCAUCAGAUCAGGGCAUCCAUGGGAGAUUUUUAAAGAAUGAAAGAAGCCCAUUACGUGGUCGUGGUUCUGCUGCAAACACAGUAACCAGUUCAGAUUCUCCUAUGUCACAAAUAUGCUGGCCAGGUGCAGUGUUAAGGUCUGACCAGAGAUAUUUCACACCCCAGAGUCAAAGAGGCAGAUCUGGUCUCAGGAACACGCCUCGAACUCCUUGUCCUGAAGAAAUAUUUCAAAGUUCUCUUACUAAGGUUCUCAGAGUACAUAUUUAAUUGAUCUUGGCGAUAUGAUUUUAAAUUACUGGAUUUCCUUUCAAGAAUGUUAGUUUUGCAUGGACAGUUCAGUAGCUCUGAUCUGGCAUCGCAGGGUACAUUUUCCUGAAAUAUUCAAAUUUGCAGUUGCAGGUGCAACAUAUAUCUUGAUUUAAUAAUAGUAAAAAUAUUGAACUUCAAUAUGAACUUUAUUUCUGGUUUAUCUCUCAUGUUGAUGAUAGAUGUGAGAGAAUUACUCUGAUCAACGGAAAAUUGGUUCGUUGUGGUGGAGUAAAUGGUUGAGCUCCAUACUUUUUAAGACAGUAGUUGCAUUUUAAGGAUAAAAUCACUGAAUUUUGAUUUGUCCAUGGAGUCCGAGUAUACUAUUACUCUGGAAGAACUGUUUCCGAAUCACCAAAAAAUGCUUUAUUAUGUUUUGCGUUUGAAUUUUCGAGUAGAUGAUUUGAUGUACUCUAUGGCCUGAAACUGAAAUUUCUUCUAGGCUUAUGCCCCAUAUUUUUAGUGGUUGCUAUUAGGAGACUAUAUUUGAUGAAAGAAAAUCUCCCAUUCAUGUGGUGUGUGAGAAAUUAAUAUGACAAUUUCCAUUGUCUUCGUUGUCAGAUUCUAUCUGUUCACAUAUCUGAGCAGGUCAAUGAUGUUCGUAUUACACAUGAAUGGGCUAUUUUCCCUACUUUAUACCUCUUUCUAGAAUAUGAACAGUAGAUAUUUCACUUUAUCCAUUUAUUCUCUGAAGAACUGGGUUCAGAGAUGAGCUGAUGUGUGCUCUUUUGUGGUUCUUUUACUUUUCAAGUAAUAUACGACGGAAUUUGUUCAAAUGUUACAUUUGAAUGUUCUGUAUUCUGAUUUAUGACAGGCAUUAGGCUAGCAUCAAUGGCUUGCUGAAAUCUGACUAAGAAUACUCUAUUUUAUGACACAUUCAUCUGUGUAAUUUCUGAUAUUUUCGGUCCACAAUUGAGAAUUUCAAAAACCUGUGCUAAAUUCUGCCAUGUUAUGUCUUAAAUUUCUUUAGUUAGGCAGUCUCUUCCGUUUUGUAUACACCAUGGCAGCUGCUUCUCUGAAACGUGUAUAAAUAUUGAAAUAACGCAUUGGUGGGUGACGCAUGUAUUUAGUUAAUUCAAAAUUUGCAUUCAUUAAGUAAAGACGAAUCUUUACAUACUGUUGAUUCGUAGCACUAUGCUUGUAGUAUGCCCUUAUUGCUUUUCUUUCGUGUUUUUGAUAGACUACUGACUGAAAUUCUGCCUUGUCCAUUUAAUCCCCCUUCGAAUUCAUAUGAAAUUGUGAAGAAAAGGAGCUCUAUUCCAGGUGGGGUCCAGGCCAAUAUUAGUCCCAUUCUUGGGCUACAGCGGAAGAGCGUGAAAAUGAGUGAUUCGAAAGGUGGCGUUCAGAAUACGUCUGCAAGUAUAAUGUCAACGGUAUCAGCAUGUUGUGAUGUUUUCAGCAGUUCUACACUAACGCCUAAAAGGAAUUCAGAAUCUGGUCUAUCAGGUCACCAAGCAACAUGUUCAGAAGAUGGUUCAACGCAUAUUGCUGCGAUUUUAUCAAGGGUUCAUCCGAAGUCUAGUGAAGUAGCUAAAACAAUAUUGGAACACCUGGAUAGAACAGAUCUUUUGCCUCAGAAGAAAUCGUUUGAACCAAAAGUUUUGACGGAAAAGAAAACCCUUUUUGGUCAGUUCGAUGGAACAGUUUCUUUGCCUCGGGAUAAGUCACUUGAACCAAAGUCACUGAUUGAAACAAGGACUCUUUCUCAAUCGGAUGUGGUUAAAGAACUGAAUGACCAGGGUAACAAGGCUGGUCCGUUGUCUCUCAACACUAGCUUACCUGGUGGUGAUGUUUUCCAACUGGAUAUGCAGGUGCCAAAGGUAUUAUUUAUCCCUUUGUUGAUUUAGAGAAGUGCAGUCUUAUUUCAUGAACAUGGCACGACGUUAGCGUCACUAAUGCCGUGUUCUGUGUAACUUUGCAACUACUUAUUUCAAACUGGGCUACUAGUACUUAUUAACUUGGUGGCCUUUGAUUUCAAACUACAUUUUGAACUUUCUUGGAAGAUUCCCACUCUAGUGAAAUGCUAUCAAGUUUCUUGGCAGGCUUGGGAAAAGGACAAAUUCAAUUAAUGUACCAGAAAUUAGGAUAAAAAUUGACAACCAAUCGAGAUUAAAGUUUUGAAGCAUGGACUUAAUUAGUUUUUUGCAGCAUGCGUUGUAGACUCCUUAUUCCAUGAUUUACUAUUUCUACUUAUUUUUACGUUAUCUCGCGGUUGCUUGAUGCAUUAUUAAAAUUGAUCAGUGCCUACAGUUACAUGAAGUUGGUAUGUGGUCAGUAAAGCAUUUUUUUGACUGCUGCGUCAUGUCAACAUGAUUUUUUUGUGCUUUAUUGAUUUCAGAUAAUGUUCUUUUGGUGUGUGAGGGGGAAUUAUUGACUGCAACUAACACUCUUUUGAUCACAAUCAGGCAAACGAAGAAGUUAUUCCAAGUUCUGGCACCAGUUUCGUUGACUCUAAGGCACGUCAGGUGCAGAAGUUUCCAAGUUCACCGAGCCAGUUCUCCGGAGGUGGAUUUAUCUCAGCCACCACGUCUUUUUCGAAAGCUGAGAAAGUUCCAAGUUUCCCGGGUAAUGGAUUUGGAUUUUCUUUUUCUGCUUCAUUGGGUUCAAAGGCUAGUGCGUUUCCAUCAGCACCGGAAAGCGUUCCGCGCUCUUCAGCUGGUGAAGAAGGGGCAAUCCCGUCAUUUGGUUUUGGCUGUACUCCUGGGGGCGGGCCAGUCUUUUCUUUUGGCCAGGCGGCAGUCCCCACAUACGCCACUCCGAGUUACACGUUUGGGUCCGAUGAUCGUUCCAGGUUGUCUUUCGGGACGUUGGGCGAUGGCACUGUCUGCUAUUGAUCAUUGACCUGGGAGUCUUCUUCUUCUUCUACAGCUCCCCAUGACCAUUAGUUGGCGUCUGGGUUGGGACGGUCGAUCUGUCAAGAGGGGUCUUCCUAAUUGAAAUCCAUGAAGUUUGGCGUCUCUGGUGUGGAUGCCUUUUUAUCUCGCGUUUCCGCCGUCUGCCGCUGGUGCGCGUCGUGAAUGUUGCUGCGCGGAGCGAAGAUGAGGGGUUAGGUAGUCGGCCUUUAGUGCGUACAGAUUGGCAGUGCUCUGCGUCAGGACGGUGCAAUGGAGCCACCGUGAACCGCGUGCUGUGUCUGUGGGAAUCUUGAACAGUGAAUAAACCUAGGGAUGCUGGGAUUUCGCGUCACUGUGUCUGUGGUGGGGGUCGGGUGGGCAGAGCGGGGAGUCAACCGUGGGAGGAUGCUGACAAGCGACAUGGGGGGAAGGCGGCGGGGAGAGAGAGAUGUCUGUGGUCCUCUCUCUCCAGGAGGCGAAGGGCACCCGGCCUUACCCACCUACUGCGCCUUCCAUCUCUAUCGCUCCUGUCUUACAAUCUUGGGUGGGGAAGGCCCUCUACUCGACGCGAGGAGGCCGAGUGCCCCACGACGUACUACCAGCUGUGA